This is a messenger RNA of Linum tenue, 951 nucleotides long. Lineage: Eukaryota; Viridiplantae; Streptophyta; Magnoliopsida; Malpighiales; Linaceae. The record is from the annotation of a GenBank genome assembly.
UGUACCUAAUCCACUUCCGUUUAUCUUUUUCCACUAUUCCAUCCAGUUAGAAAGGUCCAUUUUUGCUCAGGUGUUUGAUGAAGUACAUUGCUAUUUCCCAUUUGCUUUUUCCUAUUUAACUCUCUCCUUUUUCCUCACCGAUUUCCAAGCUGUUGUAGCACUGAAAGCAGGCAUUUCAUAAGCCAGGAAAAGGGGCAGAUGAAGCAGCCAGAGUCACCAGCUGCUGCUGAAUUAGCACCAGGAGAUGGACCUUCUCCUCCAAGGGAAGCGUCCCGAGCCCGGGAAGUGAAGAGAGGCAUUGCAAUUCUAGACCUCUUUUCCAGGUUCCUUGCUGCUGCUGGGACAUUAGGGAGUGCCAUAGCCAUGGGGACUACCAAUGAAACAGUAACAGUAGCAGCUUUCUCUCAGGUUUUCCAGUUCAACACCAACUAUAAGGAUCUCCCUGUGUUCACGUUCUUUGUGAUAGCCAACUCUGUUGUGGGUGGCUACCUUGUCCUUUCAUUCGCCAUAUCAGUCUUUCACAUCAUCAGAAGCUCAGCUAAAACCAGCAGGAUCAUCUUGGUUAGCUUAGACACGGUUAUGCUGUCGAUUCUCACAGCGGGGGCUUCAUCAGCAGCAGCAAUGGUUUACUUGGCACACAAGGGGAAUUCCAAUGCUAAUUGGUCUGCAAUUUGCCAGCAGUUCACUAACUUCUGCCACCGCAUUUCUGGAUCCCUCAUAGGCUCUUUUGUCGCCAUAAUCUUGUUCAUCGUCAUCAUAAUUGCUUCUUCUGUGGCUCUCUCUCGACGUUAACGAGUACUUUAGCCUGAUCAAAUCAUGUUGUCUUGCUGAUUUCGGAGCCAGAGAGAGAGAGAGAGAGAGAGAGAGAGCUCAUAUAAUAUAUAGAUGAAGCAUAGUUCAUAGCAGGCCUUGUUUUUACAUAUAUGAAGUUAUGAACAUGAGUUUCAUCAA